UUCUAAAGUAAAUAAAAAGUUUGUCUUCAAAUCUAGAUCUACACUUUAGAGUUGGUCUGUAAUGUGUUUGGUAUCACAGGCAUUUUCGAUCGCUUCUCCAAGACUUGUGAAGGACUCUUUUUGGUAUAAUGUUUUGGAAUAUGAACCUUCUUAUUGAUUGUUUGUCUUCUUCUCUCAUAUAAUAGCUUGCCUCUUCUCCUUGUUAUCUUUCUUUGCUCAAACUCAGUCCCUUGGUCGGUUCCUCAGUAGGAGGAUGCACUAAACUCACUUCCCAUUUAUCU
Molecule: messenger RNA, 281 nt
Organism: Moneuplotes crassus
Lineage: Eukaryota; Ciliophora; Spirotrichea; Euplotida; Euplotidae
Source: the annotation of a GenBank genome assembly